Molecule: messenger RNA, 525 nt
Organism: Heterobilharzia americana
Lineage: Eukaryota; Metazoa; Platyhelminthes; Trematoda; Strigeidida; Schistosomatidae
Source: the annotation of a GenBank genome assembly
UGGUAGUUACUAAGGUUACGUGUAAGUACGGAGUUCUAAUUACUUGUCAGGUAACCUAGGUUCUAAUUACGGUUUCUUAUGUAUCGAAAUCACAUUUUUUUUCUUGAAGAACAAAAUCAUUACUAUACAAUAAUCAGUAACAGCAAGGUGAAUCCACUAGAUUGUGGAGUUUUCUCUCUAUUACACGAUCUACACUGUCAUAUUUCAUGUAAACCAACAACAGCAUUAUUUUCUCGACAAUGUCAUACACUGUACAUACAAGAGUCGCAUAAUUAUUCACUAAUUAUCAGGCACCCACCCACCUCAAUAUAUGUCCAGUGUCACCAGGUGCGAAACACUUUAAAAUCAAUAGUAAAACUUGUCUUCAGUACUGUUUAAAGACAAAUCAGAUUUUCAAUUGUUAACUACAAUUCAGGAAAAUAGGCCCAUAUUUCCUCAGGUAAAUAUAGAUAGUGGUUAUUGAUUUCACAACUAAAUGCCACGAUGUGAAGUUGCUAUCUUAGUCGACUGAAACACUUGUUCUUU